Drosophila eugracilis is the source of this 462-nucleotide messenger RNA. Its product is annotated as chorion class high-cysteine HCB protein 13-like. The transcript has 2 exons. Bases 1 to 462 code for a protein of 153 amino acids. The record is from RefSeq and is a predicted model, not a curated record. Lineage: Eukaryota; Metazoa; Arthropoda; Insecta; Diptera; Drosophilidae.
AUGGGUUGUGUUGGACUUCUGAUGCGUCGGGAGGGGGCAGUGCUCCAGCCCAGCUUGGAGCCGUGCGUGUGUUUGCGUGGACAGGGACGCGUAUGUGCAGCCCUGCGAUGUUUUCGUGGGGCGGCUUGCGGAUGCGCCUGUGAGGUGACCGAUGGAUGCGUCUAUAAGGCGGCUUGUGGAUGCGUCUGUGAGGUGACCAAUGGAUGCGCCUGUGAGGCGGCUUUUGGAUGCAUCCGUGAGGUGACCGAUGGAUGCGUCUAUGAGGCGGCUUGUGGAUGCGCCUGUGAGGCGGCUUGUGGAUGCGUCUGUGAGGUGACCAAUGGAUGCGCCUAUGAGGCGGGUGAUGGAUGCGCCUGUGCGGCGGCUGGUGGAUGCGUCUGUGAGGCGACCGAUGGAUGCGCCUCACAGGAAGUCCAUGCCGAGCAGAAGGUCGUCCAGCACGUCCGCCGUGAUGAGAGCUGA